Messenger RNA from Solanum dulcamara, 1227 nucleotides. RefSeq lists its product as uncharacterized. Lineage: Eukaryota; Viridiplantae; Streptophyta; Magnoliopsida; Solanales; Solanaceae. The transcript is spliced from 4 exons. The record is from RefSeq and is a predicted model, not a curated record. The coding region runs from base 382 to 900 and encodes 172 amino acids.
UAGUGCUAUAUAUUAACCUAAUACAAAUUUUAUGCUAAGAAAAAUGAGAAAGGAGAGAAAGACAAAUGGAAAGAUAUAUGGCAAGGAGAUGGAGGAAACAAAGAUUUCCUCUAAUGUCCUCCAACCACACACCCACACAAACACAAUUCAACCUCUUUCCACAAUUAACCCCUCCUUUUUUCCCCUUCCAUAUAUGGGGUUUUAUUUAAGUACCCCCAUCCACAUUAUCCCUCUUGAUAAAACUGACCAAGUACUCUCAGCAUGUUCAAUAAGUGUGUGUAUAUAUGGAAUAUUUCAAAGAUUUGAUUUUUUGAUGUGGGUUUGAGUUUUCUUGGAAUUUUGUGGCUUUUUUCCUUGGUGGGUAUGUGCUAGUGAAUAGAGAUGAAAAGGUCUAUAGAGGGUUUCAAUGGAAUUAAUUUUGUUGAUCAAGAAGAAUCCCAAGUGAAGCUCAAGCAGAAAAAUCUGUUAAAUGAGUUAUUAGAACUGCAAAAGGAUUUUGUUUCCAAGAAGAGGAAGUUGCAGGCUGCAAAGCUGAGGAGAGAUAACAUAUUGGGUGAAAUACUAUUUUUAAAGCGGAGGCGUAGGUACUUGUUGAAAAGUCAAUCAUCCAAUGUUGAUAGUGAAAAAAAUAUUUCACAUAUGAAAAUCUUCGAUCCUGAGAGUGAAGUCCCUAAAGAAGAAAGAUCCAAUAAUGGUUAUGAUGCAGCAAUAGAACCAGAUCGUCCUGCCUUCACCUCAAAGUUCAAUUCGGAACAUGAAGUAGGAUACGAAGAACUUUUAGCAGUUGGGGACGACAUGUUGAGAAUGGAGUGUAUGCCAAAGAAUUACCUGAUUGAUGACAAUAAUAGAGUAGGAAUGAAGAAACUCUCUUGGCAUGGUCAAAUGACAUUGAAGGUCUAAAAUUCUGAUGCAUCUUUCUUUUAGGAGAGUGAUCUUCAUAAGACUCUGGAAAUUUUCAUUCAUCAUCUCAUUGAUAUCUUAUUCUUGGUUCCCUUUUCGCGUUCCUCCUUUGUUGCCUUGGUAAAACAGUUUAACUUGGAGUUUGCAAUAUCUUAAGAUGUCUAAUCUUUCUAUGGGCAUAAUUUAUCAUGUAUUCUUAGUCAUAUGCUUAUAAUUUUCAGUUCUGUUUGUGUUCUCAAGUGUCUAUGUUGUUGAACCUUUGAUAUGUUGUUUUUGUCUUUCUUAACUAUCUUUUGAUAGAAAGAAAUAUUCCCAUUGUGUGAGAUA